AUGGUAGCUGCCACGCAGAUCGAGGCUCUCACACCCCUCGACCUCUCCCUAGUCGGCGGUUACAUCCCAGUGAUCUACACGUUCAAGUCCAGCGAGAACACAUCAGCGAUUAUACCAUUCCUCCAAAGUGGCCUCGACAAGCUCAUCGUCCAGCUCCCCUGGCUAACCGGCCACGUCGUGGAAACAACAACCGACGGCCUCCACAUCCAAUACGACACAUUCAAGCCGAUCUCCAUUAUAGACAAAGGCACAAUUGACGCCUCCUACAAUGUCCACGCCGCGCAGGGCAUGCCUCCAGAAGCUAUCCCAAUGACCGUGUUUCCAAUGCUCCCAAGAACCAGCAAUGUGUCCGUGGAAAAGGGGAUGAGCUCGGGAGAGGCCGUCUUUUCUGCAAGCGUGUUUCGGUUUGGAGAUGAGUGCGGGAUAGGGCUGUGCGAGGUGAUGCGUUUGUGGACCGAUCACAUCACCGCCGCCGUGGUACCAUCCGGAUCGACUGCCGAUGCUUCGUUCAACCCAAGACCGAGACUCCCUCGCCUGACGGAAGCCAUGGACACAGAGCUGGCUGCUGUGGAGGCUAGCGGCGCAUCGACAGACGACCUCUUCGCCCUACAUCCUGAGUUCUCGCGCGCCCCCGUCCUGAACCCGGCCCAGGUCCCCAACUGCACGCCGAAGAUCUUCACGAUCCCAUUGUCGCGGAUCGAAGUAAUCAAGCGCCACAUCGAGCUCUCCCUGCGCUCGAUGGGCGUAGCAGUGACCACGAACAUGGUCGUCACGGCCAUCCUCUGGGCAGCCGUCACGCGAGCACGCAUGCAGCGCGAUCCCAGUCUGGCCGGAGAGCAGACGCGCCUUGUGACGCCCGUCAAUGUCCGCUCGCGCAUAGGUCCGACCUUCUCCAGCCGGGCGGACCCGUACUUUGGGAACGUCGUUGUGCGCGCCACGGCAAACGUUCCGGCUGAACGGCUGGGGUUGGGAUUGACCUCGAGUAGCAGCUCUACGUCUGGGUCUGCAUCUUCAUCUGCAUCUGCACCUUCAUCCCUUGUCAGUAUCUGCCGCUCCAUCGCGAACGCACAGUCCCUCACCAGCAUAAACGCACGCUUCAUCGCCGAGUGCUAUACCCUCGCCGACCGGGCCGAUUUCCUGUCCAUCUACUCCGGGUCCUUCGAGUUUCUUCGUCAACAGCUGGGCAGAUCUCGACGUAUACGGGAUGGACUUUGGAGGGGGGCUUGGACGUCCUAG
Molecule: messenger RNA, 1236 nt
Organism: Aspergillus mulundensis
Lineage: Eukaryota; Fungi; Ascomycota; Eurotiomycetes; Eurotiales; Aspergillaceae
Exons: 1
Coding region: 1-1236 (411 amino acids)
Molecular function (GO): acyltransferase activity, transferring groups other than amino-acyl groups
Source: RefSeq, a predicted model, not a curated record